AUGUUGGCAGCCUUGCUAAAAGAAACUAGAGAAACUAAAGAAUCAUUAAAGGAAGAGUUUCAAAAGUCGUUAGAAAAAAAUUCACAAGAAAGUAGAGAGAGGGAAGAAAGGUCAGAGAAGCGUUUACAAGAAUCAUUAGAGAAGAAUUCACAGGAAACAAGAGAAUCAUUAGAGAAGAGUUCACAAGAAACUAAAGCAUCGUUAGAGAGGAAUUCACAAGAAACCAAAGAAAGACUGGAGUCAUUUAAGGAAGAUUUACAAGAGAUAAAAACGUCACAAAUGAAAAUAGAAUAUAAUCUGAAGAAGGAAAUACAGGAGCUACAAGAACAGUGGAAAAUGGAUAUCAACGAAAGAGAGAAUAAGCUGCAGAAGAGCAUAGACCAAGUCCAGGGAAACGUGGAGAAGGUGGAAGGAAAGUUAACACAAAAAAUAGAAGACGAUAUCGAAGAAACGAAGGCCGAAUUGGGAGAAAGAAUCAACGAAGUGGAAACAAAGUGCAAUUAUUGA
Schistocerca nitens (vagrant locust) is the source of this 507-nucleotide messenger RNA. RefSeq lists its product as uncharacterized. NCBI's taxonomy places the organism in Eukaryota, Metazoa, Arthropoda, Insecta, Orthoptera, Acrididae. The record is from RefSeq and is a predicted model, not a curated record. Bases 1 to 507 code for a protein of 168 amino acids. The transcript has a single exon.